GGAUGGGAUUUCGCAGAUUCCCAUGGCAUCCACGGUCCCGCGAGUGGUGCAUCAAACGGCACCAAGAAACAAGUCGCGCUGGGAUCCGCGAUGGUUUGCGUGUCAGAAGACGUGGAUCCAGGUCUGUCCGCCUGAAGAGUUUCAACACAUCUUCUGGGAGGAUCCGCAGUUGCGUGAACUGGUGAAGGAGGUCUUUCCGCAGUGCUUGGAGAUGUACGACAACUACGAGCAGCAUAUCCAACGUGUGGAUUUCGCGCGGGCUGCCACGUUAUACCUUCAUGGAGGCCUUUACGUGGAUAUGGAUGUGGAGGCGCUCUCCUGUCCCUUUCCUCACUUUCCACCAGGCCGUGUAAGUGUGGUGGCCUCGCCCUACCUGCAGAAUGAGCGGCAUCAGAACUCCUUGAUGGCCUCACCGCCCAGGCAUCCGUUUUGGCUGUCGCUGGUACGGGAAGCGCAGCGGCGUUUCUCUGAACCGGAGAAGUACAAGACCACCUGGCAGUUGACCGGGCCCCAGCUCUUGGAUUUCUGCAUCGAAGCUGCAGAAAACGCGGACGCGGUGCACGUGCUGCCUGCGGAGCGCUUUAAUCCUGCCAUGCAAUCCCCCGACUUCACCUCAUCGAAGAUCGUCACUCGACACUUCUGCACCAGUGUCUGGACCCACGACAUGGACACCAACAGCAUGCGCUUGUACCAAGCCGUGCGUGGAGGUGACCGGAACGAGGUGAAGAGUGCCGUGGCUGCGCGAGCGGAUCUUCACUGUCGCCACCUGGACCCAGUGGGAACGAUGGUUGGCGACUAUGCGGGCUUGACGCCUUUGCAUCAUGCAGCGAUCCGUGGUGACCCACAGAUGGUGGAACUCUUGGCUACUUUGCGUGCAGAUGUCUCUGCCAGUGACAGGAAUGCCACGACACCCCUGCACUAUGCUGCGCAAUUGUCCAAGUUGGAGGUUGCUGAUCUUCUCCUCCGUCGCGGUGCAUCGUUGGAACAGCGCUUGCUGCAGGGUGCCUGCGCAGGAUUUACCCCACUGGACAAUGCCAGAGAAGUGUGUCGGGUCAACGCUUCCCCCGUGGCGCGCAUGGUCCUGCAGACCUUGGAGGCCGCCCAGUGUUUGCGGGGCGCACGAGCUCGAGGUCUCCCAAGCGCAACGUGUGCAACGUGUCUUCGGUGUCGGGCGGCAUGGCCAAAGUGUCGAGCCAAAGAGCCAAGGGUCAUUUGGGUGGAGAAAAAAGGGGGAUGGAUGGGAGGAACCAUGAAAUCCCAUGAAAUCCCUCUGGAUAUCCCCUGGAACAUGUUCUAA
Cladocopium goreaui is the source of this 1297-nucleotide messenger RNA. The record is from the annotation of a GenBank genome assembly. NCBI's taxonomy places the organism in Eukaryota, Dinophyceae, Suessiales, Symbiodiniaceae.